Molecule: messenger RNA, 2682 nt
Organism: Bactrocera latifrons
Lineage: Eukaryota; Metazoa; Arthropoda; Insecta; Diptera; Tephritidae
Gene: Parg
Product: poly(ADP-ribose) glycohydrolase
Exons: 4
Coding region: 309-2549 (746 amino acids)
Biological process (GO): regulation of DNA repair; carbohydrate metabolic process; nucleotide-sugar metabolic process
Cellular component (GO): nucleus; cytoplasm
Molecular function (GO): poly(ADP-ribose) glycohydrolase activity
Source: RefSeq, a predicted model, not a curated record
AGUAAAAACAUAAUUUUUUGCGUUCAACGUAAAUUAGUAUUAGGCGAAAAAAUAAAUAAAUUACACUGUACUCAUAAACGUUUUUUAUAAAUAAUUUUGUAAUAAUUUAUUGCGUGCUUGUCACCGAACAGCUGACUUAUUUACAUUUCUCCAAUUCUCCAAAGAGUGCUGAUCUCUUCUGUGUGCAGGAAUUUUCGGUUGACAAUAGGAUUUGUUAAUUUGCUAAAAUUUUACGCCAAUUUCAGCAAACUAUAUAUAAGUCUGCGAUUAACUGCAGACGCACAAUAAAAGUUACUUGCAUUCGAAGAAUGGCUGAAGGUGGCAGUUGCAGUAACACCAGUGCUGGAAAUGGCGUGUGUAUUGAAAACGGCGCGGAAUCCCCUACAGACGAUCAGCAGUGGCGCGGUUGUUCGAUGGAGGAAAUACAUCGCGGCUUGAAUGAGUUUGAAUUAGACCAUUUGCCAGCGGUGAGACCUAGUGAUACCCAUACAGUGCUUUAUCAUUGUCCUAUACGUGAGCCUGACGAUGUGCCGCCACGUCCAUUACGAGCACAUCACAAAUGGGAUGCCAUACAUGUGCGACUGCCCUGCUCCAGUAAAAGUCAAUAUCCAGUUACAGCGGAAGAUGGCAGUUCCACAAUAGAAGCUCGUUGGGGAAUGAUUGAAAAAGCAUUAUUACAGCCUAUUACUAACAGUAAGGAAUUGCAAGCGGCUAUACUUUCUUACAAUACUAAAUAUGAAGGUCAGUGGAACUUUCGUUCCCUGCACCGCCUUUUUGAAGAUGACUUAGAUGAGAGUGAAUCGCGUGUAUUUUUCGAAGAUUUGCUACCACGUAUAAUACGUUUGGCUUUACGCUUGCCGGAAUUGGUACAAGCGCCAAUUCCUUUGCUCAAGCAAGGACAGAAUCAUUCAGUGACUUUGACGCAGCAGCAGAUUUCUUGUCUCUUAGCUAAUGCAUUUCUCUGCACGUUCCCCAGACGGAAUACAAUGAAGAAGCGCUCAGAGUACAGCACGUUCCCGGAUAUAAAUUUUAAUAGGCUUUUCCAAAGUGGUGGUAAAGCAGUUAUAGAAAAAAUUAAGUGCAUCUGCCAUUAUUUUCGACGUGUAUGCCCAACAGAACGUGAUAGCUCUAAUGUACCCACUGGUGUUGUGACAUUUGUACGUCGCAGCUUAGAACCCACAGAACUGCCUAACUGGGCCGAAUGUAGAGCACCCUUGGGUGUUACACCUUUACACAUUACGUCUGAUGGCACUAUUGAAGAUCAGGGCUUUGGUUUGCUGCAAGUAGAUUUCGCCAAUAAAUUCCUUGGUGGUGGGGUACUCGGCGGAGGCUGUGUACAAGAGGAAAUACGUUUUGUAAUUUGUCCUGAACUGCUGCUCUCGAAAUUGUUCACAGAGUGUUUGCGUCCCACAGAGGCACUAUUGAUGGUUGGUGCUGAGCGCUUUAGUGAUUACAGCGGUUAUGCAAGCACCUUUGAAUGGGCUGGUAAUCAUGAAGAUUGCAUACCACGUGAUAGCUCAAGACGUCGUCAAACCCAUAUCGUGGCUAUUGAUGCGCUCCACUUCAUGCAAUCACAACAUCAAUAUCGGGAAGAUCAGAUCAAGCGCGAAUUGAAUAAGGCAUAUGUAGGCUUCCAACACACAUUAAUCACACCGGCACCUGGCGUGGCUUCAGGUAACUGGGGCUGUGGUGCCUUUGGCGGCGAUCCGCGUCUGAAAGCAUUGCUGCAGUUAAUGGUGUGCACCGUAACCCAACGACCGCUUGUAUAUUUCACAUUUGGCGAUGCACAACUGCGCGAUGAAGUGCACUGCAUGCACUCCUUCUUGCUGGAACAUAAUGUGUGUGUAAAAGAUUUGUGGAAUUUGCUCACUAGCUACCAAAGUCAAAAUAUGCCCGGCAAUGAACUGUAUAAUUUCAUCUACGGCUGCAUUAGUAACACAUUAAAGCGCAGUCCGAAGACGAAGUUGACGUCACCAAAGAAUAAAAGUAUGCGUAAUGUAUUGAUAAGUUGGUUGAAGCCGAAGCAAACCAUUACUAAGGAGAAGCCAAUUUCCACGUCAGCGCCACGGCGAAUCAAUUUAAGUGAAGAUAUUUUCGCCUCCACUUCCGAUUCGGAUGCCGAAGGGACCGAAGUUGCGCCUGAAAUCACCAUAUCCUCAACCAGUACUUGGGUGAGCUCGCCAGCAGAAGUAGAAGAAGAGAAGAAUGCACCAAACCUCUCAACAGUAGAUCUUACAAAUCAAUCACAAUCAAACGAUAGCGUUGCUAAUGUGUUGAAUUGUGAAGAAAUUGUGCUUGAUAGUGCCGAAAGUGCGCGCCCAGAAACACAAAUAUCGAAAAGCAAAAAUAAUACUUCAACGGAGAAGCAAUUGGGAAAAUCAAAUGUUUCGCCGUCGUCUGAGAAGCCCACAGGUUCGCGCCAACGUUCGCUACUGGAAAUGUUAGAUCAAUGUUAUACAACAAAAUCGAAUAACGGGCCAGAUACAAAGCGUAUAUGCCUUAGCAAAAUCAGCAACCCGAACACAAAAACACCGACAAAACAACAAUAAUGGUUAUACAUAUGAAAUUUUAAACACGAGCAAAAAGCAUGCAAUAAUGCAUAUUUUGUACUUCAAUAGAUGAUUAAAAAAUUGUAAACUAUAUAAAUAAUUGCCUAGCAAAGAAUAAAGUGUUUACGCAUAA